AUAGGAGUAAAUCGUGAUGAUCUUGAGAGAUCACCAUGGUUAAUUAAAGCCAUGAAUAAACCUAUUGCUGACAAUCAUGGUUUUGUCUGGGAAAAGGCAACAGAAGGAGAAUUUUUUAAAGUACAGUAUUCAAAGAUGAAUUGGAAGAUCUAAUCAUUAAUUUACAAUAUAUUUUUAUUUUGUGAUGGAAGAUAGUGGAAUUGACAGUGAUCCAAAGACUAUUAGUCAUACAGAAGAUGAGAGACUUUUUGUGGGAAGUGAUAGCAGUUGCAGCAGCAAUCAAACACAAACAUCUCAACAUAAUUCUACUACUAAACAAUUGCAAAGAAAGCUUGAGGCACGGAUUGAACAAGCUAAACGUAUUCAACGUAAUACAGAUUAUGUAAAGUUGCCAAAAUAUGAUAAGGGAUGUGGGAGUGGUAGUAGUGCUGCUGGUCUAAUUUCUAUUCAAAGACUUCCUGUACCAAACAAAAGUAAAGAACAUCUUCCUCUUGUUGAAUACUGGCAUAGUGAUAGUGAAAGUGAUGGAGAAAUGACUCUUUUUCCAACAACUAAAUCAAAAGAUUCCUCAAAGCAUAAACAAGAUCUAACUGAUACAUUUAGUAUUGAAGAAAUGAGUGAAGAAAGCGAGGAUUCUUUGAAUUUAGAACCUGCACAACCGUCUUCAGAGCUCAAAUUUAUUAAAUCUUAUAGAUGUACUGGUGAUUGCUUUCGUUGUCUGUGCCACAUAUUGUAAUUCAUUGUGAUGUACAUAUGCCUUGAAUAUUUUACAGAUUAAUUAUUUUUAUGCAUUAUUAAAUAUUACUUUAGUCUUUCAAAGUUUUAUGUAAUUAUGUAAUGAAAAAUUUUAUAUAUAUUAAAUUAUGGAAAUUAAAUAUAUCAGAUAUUUACAGCAUGUAAGUUAGAAUUUGUUAUUUAUUUUAAUUUUUAUGAAAAUUAGAGAAUUUGUUAAAAUGCAUUUUAUGUAAAAUUUUCUCAAUAUAUUCCGUAAAAUGAUAAAUAUUAAGAGUAAUGAAAGUUAUACUUUGUAUGUAAUUAAUGAUAUUUGAUGAUUAAAUGAUGUUCAAGAAAUUAAA
Messenger RNA from Frieseomelitta varia, 1076 nucleotides. RefSeq lists its product as uncharacterized. The transcript is spliced from 5 exons. Lineage: Eukaryota; Metazoa; Arthropoda; Insecta; Hymenoptera; Apidae. Bases 185 to 736 code for a protein of 183 amino acids. The record is from RefSeq and is a predicted model, not a curated record.